AAAGCCCGCGGCUAAGAGGGCCCCGGCACUUCAGUCUUUUCAAAAAUAUCGUAAGCAUGGCUCUAGAACGUCAAGUGCGCGCUAAGAUUGCAUCAAAACGCAAUCCGGAGCAAGAGAAGGAGGCGCAGGAAUGGAUCGAGUCGAUCAUUGGCAAGAAGUUUCCCCCCGGUGAGACCUUCGAGGAGGUGCUGAAGGACGGCCAGGUCCUCUGCCACUUGAUGAACAAAAUCUCCCCUGGAUCGGUACCGAAGAUCAAUACCACCGGCGGACAAUUCAAGAUGAUGGAGAAUAUCAAUCUGUUCCAAAAGGCUCUCAAGGAUUAUGGGGUGGAUGACGUGGACGUUUUCCAAACUGUGGACCUGUGGGAAAAGAAGGACAUCGCGCAAGUGGUGACGACCCUGUUCGCUCUUGGCCGAACGACGUACAAGCAUCCCGAAUGGCAAGGACCCUAUCUGGGACCGAAACCCGCGGAUGAGUGCAAACGUGAGUUUACGGAGGAACAAUUGAGGGCUGGCGAGUCGGUGAUCGGACUUCAAGCUGGUUCCAAUAAGGGCGCGACUCAAGCCGGCCAAAGCAUCGGUGCUACCCGUAAAAUUCUUCUCGGAAAGUAAAUUAAAAAUUCUCGGCGCAGUUGCUUUUACUAUAUACACAUCUUCUCUUCCACGUUUUAGAGCUAAAAAUCGCACACUUUUCUAUAUGUGUAUGUACAUAAAUAUGCGUAAUAUAUAUAUUUUAUUUUACUUUUGUAAUUAAAUGAUAGGUAGCUACCAGAUUUACUGAUCCGCCUUUUCAUUUUACUUCGUAAAAUAGCCACUGUAUCAUCAAGAUAGCAAACGUGUCAUCUCAUAAUAAGGCCUAUAUCUUAGUUAAUCGAAAGAUAGAAAGGUAGAAAGAGAGAGAAAAGGAGUGCGUCUCUUAGCAGAUAAAGAUAAUACUCGUACAAUAUGAUAAAUGAAUUUUUAUAAUUAAAUGAGAUAUGUACUAUCUCGUUAAAUCAAAUCAAAUCUUUGAUGUUUUCAUGUCUCGAAAAAUGUACAAUGUCGAUGACAGAUAUGUGUAGUUUCAAAGCACUCGAAUUGUUAUUUAAUUGAUCAAUGACAGAUGCGCGUUUUGAUUGUUCUCUAAAGGAUUCCAAAUAAAAUUAUUAUUAGUUUUA
This is a messenger RNA of Nylanderia fulva, 1156 nucleotides long. RefSeq names its product muscle-specific protein 20 transgelin (gene Mp20). Gene Ontology annotation, molecular function: actin filament binding. The record is from RefSeq and is a predicted model, not a curated record. Gene Ontology annotation, biological process: actin filament organization. Lineage: Eukaryota; Metazoa; Arthropoda; Insecta; Hymenoptera; Formicidae. Gene Ontology annotation, cellular component: actin cytoskeleton.